AUGUCGCAGCACGGCUCGUCCCUCCUGGGCUUCGGCGUGUUGCUUUCCCUGUCAUUGAGAGCUGCAGGGCAAAUUGACCCAUCCCGAUCCUGCUUGGAGUCCGGUCAGUACUUCGACGCCGUGCGCUUGCAGUGUGCAAGCUGUACAGAGAUUGAUGGCCAGGCACGGCUGGUCCGGACCGCAUCCCCGCAAGCAGACGUAGCGAUCCUUGGUCGGGAACUAGAGCGGCUGGGGACCGACCAGUGCCAGUGCCUAAACGGCUUUGUUCAGUGCGAUGGCGGCGACGAGUGUUUCGCUGCGAAUCCGAACGACCUCAAUACCAGUGCUUUGGGAGCCAGUUUGUCGAGCUUCGUGGCACAGGGGCCCUUCCAAUGUCGGCAGUGCCCGCUGGCGAGUGACGGACAGCCCACGGCUCCAACACAAGACCGAAUGCGCUGUUUGCCCUGCCUUGUUGAUCAGACUGACCCAGAGACCACAGCAGGCUACUCAGACAGGUGGGGUGACUGCGUUUGUCCAGAGGGCAGCGCCCUAAAAGAGCGCACUAGCAAUGGCUCCUACCAGCUUCGCAAAACAUGCGUGAAGUGCGCAGAAGGGAUUCUCUUCAGUCCUACGUCCGAGCCACUCCCCAAUUACGACUGCAAUCCGUGUCCGGACUUUCAGCGAAUGUAUCGGCAGGCAUCCACUGGCCGGUGCAUCUGCCGGCAGGGUACGACGAAUGACGGCUAUUUGGAGGCAGGUGGGUCUUGCGUCAGUGCGGCCGAGUUCAACGAGAUCAACGACCGAUUCCCGGAGACUCCUGCCGUCAUCGUCGAGUUCCGGGAUUUGAUCGAUGGUCGUGAGAGCUGGUGGCAGAGUGGCCCUUUCGGGCAGUUCUUGGGGAUCGAGGCUCGGACAGGGAGCACCCUGCAGACUCUGAGCUUGGACUCUGCAGGGCAGGAUGUGCGAGUGACGAGUGCAGCGCUGCAAUGGCUAUACAUCCGAUGCGGCAUCGGCUGCCUUCGCGGCAAUGCCACGGCUUGCCAGUGCAUUUCCAACCUUUGCGUACUGCAGCUUUACGACGACCAAGCAACUGUCUGCAACCUCGUUCUGGAUCUGUACCAGGGCAAGCCUCGGGUGGAAGGCACCUCUGCAGUAGAAGACAUGCCCUGGCUCUACUACAGCCCCCAGCGGCCCGUGCAGACGCUCCAGGACGCAAGCCUGAACUGGAGAUACACUUUCGCAGACGUUUUGGUGUUCUGGCUGGCCUCAUAUUCCCUGGAGGGGUCUUGGCUCGGAUGGACGAAGCUGGAGUCGCAACUGGAUCCAUGUGCCAGCUUUGUCUCCACCUCCGCAAAGCCAAGAAGCCUUCCAUCGGCCUGGCGCCGCUUUGGAAGCUCACUCCGCUCACAGUGUAACAUCCUGGCUCGCAGUGUUCUGGACUGCGGCGCCAACCCAGUUCUCUACGACUUAUUUGUCGAGAACACAGAUGGCAUCCUGGUGCCAGUGCCGGUUCGCAUUUUGAACCUCGUCCAAAACGGGCAACGCCCCAACUUGGGAGAGAAAGGAGGAGACGGCGAGAACGACGUCUUGGUCCGUCGCUUCCUCCUCUGCGACGCCGUGUCCGGGCGCGAGAGCGGCCCGGGAGGGCCAGGCCAGGCCUAUCUGUCGAAGGCCGGGUACCUGCGAGUGGUCCGCUGGGCAGCGCAUCUGGCAGUGCAGGUGCGAGUGCGUCCCGAGGGAGACGGCCAGGUCUAUGUGCCGGUCGUCAGCAUUGCAUAUGCCGAGAAGAGGACUGACAACCUGCAGGAGGACACCACUCUUCCAGGCAGCUUUGCUGCAGAGUACACAAUGGACACAUCUGGCUACUGGACUGCCGUCACGAUCCUUUUCGUGCUCCUAUUGUUCUCCCUACUGGGGCUGGUGACAUUCCGACUGUGUCUCCUUUCUCAGCGAUAUCCGAAUGUGCCAGUCUUUCCCGACCCACACCUUUUCGCUCCAAGACUCGUCUUGCAGGUGCUGGUGCUGUGCUCAACGACUUCUUCACUGCUCUUUUGGUUCCAGUACUUCAUGACGCUCUUCUGGUUAAUCAUGUUCAAGGGGCAGAAUGUACCCCUCCUCUUACUGCCAUCGGCACUGGGAGGCGGGCAAUACGAAGCUCACGAUGUCAUGCUGGUUCUUGUCUUUUGCUUGGCGGUCUUCACGGUCAGCUUCGGUUUGUGGAAGCACCUUCGAGUCUUCUUCUUUUUGGUUGACUGGGAAAAGCCUCGCGGUGAGCGGGAGACUCUCAUGGCGCAGGCGCCCGUCCAGACGUCUCAGCCUCCGCCUCCGCCGCCACCCGGCGGGCCACCGGGCGGCCCUGCUCCACCGGCACCGCCGGCACCUGGAAGUCAGUUGGUUGGCGCUCCCCUGCUGAGCGGAGGCUUUGCACAAGGCUUCCCGCCGAGUGAUGCCAACACGGAAGUUGCCAUUCCUGACUCUGGCAUCUCUGCCUGGAGGACCCUAUUCGUUUGCAACGAACUGAACGAACGCCUGUCCGCCAUACGCGCAGUUCCUGAAGUAACCUGGCUGUCCGUGGUGUUGCUACUGGACGGCUUCAACUGGGUAAGUGCGGCGAGAUGGAACACGCACACUGAGAGCGAGCUUUCGUCUUUGGCGGCAGACUUGAACCCAUUCCUGCAGUUUGCUUUGGGAGUAAGCGUCUGGAUCUUCGUCCUGACGCUACAGUUCCUCCUGCAGCGCGUCGGCAGCAUUUUCUUGGGUCACGACCUCAACGACUUUGUCGACGUCUGUUCGAUAGCCAACGUGUCAGUGUUCAUUCUGGACGAGCCUUUUCAUGGGUACUAUAUCCAUGGAAAAGCACCCAGCAGCCGUGGGGACUGGGGCCACACAGAGCUUGAACGAGUCUUGCACGAUGAAGACAAGGGCAUCGGCUUCAACCGCGGGCUCACGCCAGAUGGUUGCCAGACAUUCGAGAUGUUCUUGGCACCUGACACAGCGGUGCAGCUUCCCAAUGGCAACGUGGCGCAUUUUCGGCAGGAGCUGGGCAAGGUCUUCGUUGAAGUGCAGCAGACCCAAGACACUGUGCGAAGAAGAGAUCCGCCCAAGCCGAUCUCGCAGGAUGUAGCGCAGAUGUCGCAGCACCGUUGCAAUGUUCAGCUGCUCGUGGAUGCCAUGGUGAAUGCAGUGAUGCGGGGAGCCGGUGAUGUCAUACAGGUGCGAAGCAGCUUCAACUGGUUCUGGGGGACUGGCCCCGCAGGAGGAGUGGGGGCCUUGCCGCAUCCCGUCUUCUACAAAGACCAAGAUGGUACCUCAUUCCCCAACGGUCUUGGGUGGGCAUCUUCGCUUGCUUAUGGCGCAGAGCUGCGGGUGUGUGGUGUGGCCCUGCCAACGGGAUUUGAAUGGCACUUAGGGUUGCUCGAGCUCAUGACUUUCUCCUUGCUUUGGCGCUUUCAGGGCUCUGUGGUUCUGGCUGCAGGCCUGGCCUAUGUCGUGGAAGGGACAACACAGAAGCUUCACGACCGUCUCGAAGACAGUCUGAAAUCAGAGCUCCAAAAAGUACAGAGAGAGUUCCAGGACUUGAAGCAACUGCAGGGUCAAGUCGCAGAAGAUCUUGGACGGGUGCGCGAUGAUGUUGGGCAGUUGAAGUCCGCUCCGCGAGAGGCAGAGCCGCCGCCGCCGUCACCAUCCAAAGGUGCCGAGUUCGAUCCAGCCGAGUUGGAGAAGCGCAUGGACCGCAGGAUCGGCGACCUGCAGGAAGCAACCCGGAAGCUCCUCGAUGAUCGCCUCGAUGAUGUUGCUCGGAAAGCAGCCCAGGCAGCCUCCGAGAAGCUUCAAGCCGAGAAGGUGCCGGCACCUCCGACCCCGUCGCCAGUCCCUUCGCCAGACAUGGGAGAAAUGCGGAAAGCCCUCGAGGAGUUCCGGCAGCAGAUGGCCGUUGAGGUGUCCAAAGCGACGGCGGCCAGUGUGGAGGAUGCCAUCAAGAAGCUGCCUGCACAGGUGCCUGCAGCAGUGGAGGUCGCGAAGGCCGCACCUCCGCCCAGCCCGAAGGCUGAACCACCCAGUCCUAAACCUGCACCGGCGGCCGAAGCCGAAGCCCUCAACGAAAUCGCCUUGGUCUCGCAGCCGGCACAGCUUGUGGAGCCCUCAGAGCCGUCGGAGCCCGAGCCGCCGGAGCCGCAGCAGACUCAGCAGACGCCCCAGCAGACCGAAGUGUCGCGACCAGAGCUCACAUUGCCAGAGACUCCCCCGGCGGCACCAGAACUCGAGGUGCCCGGUUGGGGAGCCUUGUCCCCCAGGUAUCAGCAAGCGCUGAAGGAGAGACUUGCUCAAUGUGAGACGGAAGACGAGAGGCGGCGCUUCAUGGUCUCCUUGGCUACGGAAAGAACGCGGCCGCGGAAACCGAGGAACACCGAACCUUCGAAUAUCGAGCUUUCUUGGGGCGAGCUGCUCUCCCCAAAGGAUGCUGACCGCGCAAAGCUCCCGUGUUUGACGGAAGAGAAGGUGAAGGCAGACAAGGCGGAAGCAGAGAAGGUGGAGCAACCUCCCCCCGUCCAGUUGGGUGGCUUCCAGAAGAAAGAGCCGACGGAGAAGCGUGACACUGCCCUGACUCGACGGGCCUUCGUAGGAGGACUGGCAUCCUUUCUCCAACGGUGCCGCCCAGACCUUAUGGUAGCCCCAGCAACAUCUUCGGCUUCUGCACCCGCAGCAGUGCCGCCGAAAACUGGAACAGCGGCGGCAACGUUAGCUGUGCCGGCUAGCACGCCGGCCACAGCGACUGCCACAGCAACUGCCAGCAUGCUGACCAUGGCGCCCGCAUCCGCACCACUGGCCCUCACUAGUGCGGCCACGUCGAAGCCUCCCCCGUCGGCGUCUUCGUCUGAUCCUCCAUUGCCACUACCCCCUCCUGCAGAUCCCCCCGCACCGGUUGCCGCCAAAGCAAGUGAAGCCAUAGCACAGCCAACUUUGCAGCGGGCUGCCUCGGCGUCUGUUGACACUGCGAACUUCGUGGCACCGGCUGGGGCGGCAAAGCCUGCUCAGCCGGCUCCCUCUCCAUCUCCCCAGCCUCCGGCGAUUCCGAGCUUGCCAGCACCUCCCACACCGCCAAAGGCGACGACACAAGCUGCAAAUCCCGAGCCUUCCCCUUCUCCAGCACCUUCCCCUUCUCCAGCAAUCUCCAAGACGGCUUCAAACACACCCUCCGCACCCAAAGCACCCAUUGCACCAGCAGCACCCCCAGCGGCGCCAGCGCCUCCUGCCACAGCUGCUACUGGUCUUGGCAGGACUCCUGCUGCGCCCGUGCCUAAGCCCAGGCCUUAG
Molecule: messenger RNA, 5295 nt
Organism: Symbiodinium sp. CCMP2592
Lineage: Eukaryota; Dinophyceae; Suessiales; Symbiodiniaceae
Source: the annotation of a GenBank genome assembly